Molecule: messenger RNA, 1071 nt
Organism: Dichomitus squalens LYAD-421 SS1
Lineage: Eukaryota; Fungi; Basidiomycota; Agaricomycetes; Polyporales; Polyporaceae
Exons: 7
Coding region: 1-1071 (356 amino acids)
Source: RefSeq, a predicted model, not a curated record
AUGGCGGACAAGUUCCCUAUCGAUGUGGCGCAGAUCGUGGCACUCUUCCUUGAGAGUAUGUUCUACGGAUUGUAUCUCGUAUCGUUCGGGAUGUGUAUGUACACUAUGCUCCUCAAGAGUCGGUCCCGCCACCGACAGCGGACCGUCUUUCUGGUCGUUGCCUUGCUUUUAUUCAUUUUCGCAACUCUGGACGUUGCCCUUCUUCUUCGCCAUGUCCUCGACGCCUUCGUCUGGUAUCAUGGUCCCGGUGGUGCCAUCGGCGAAUUCUCCGAUAUAUCCUAUUGGGUCAACGCCAUGAAGACGGUCAACUACGUGGCCCAGACUAGCAUUGCCGAUGGGAUGCUGAUUUACCGCUGCUACAUCGUGUACGGUGGGAACUGGCUAGUCCCGGUUCCGCUCUGCAUCCUAUGGAUCGCAGGAAUGAUCGUCGAAGCGUUCACCUGUUACAUCGAGUUCACCCUCCACUCAGACGCCUUUCUGAACGCCGGACAACUCACGCCAUUCAUCACGUCGACCCUUUCCAUCACCCUCGUUCUCAAUCUUAUCGCCACUUCGAUGAUCGUGUACAAGAUCUGGUCGAUCGAACGCCGUUCCAGAGCCAUCUUCACCAUGAGCAGCGUGGCCAGCGGGACCGAGGGCUUGCGGCGUGCCAUGCGCAUCAUCAUCGAGUCCGGACUGAUGUACUCCGUUGGAGUCAUCGUCUUCUUCGUCGUGUAUCUCGCCAACAAUAAUGCCCAGUACGGCGUGUCCGAUUGUGUGGUCCAGAUUAUUGGCAUCUCGUUCAACCUGAUCAUCAUCCGCAUCGACCAGGGAAAGUCCGUGGAGAGCUCAUACCCCCCGAAUACCCUCCAAAUGACGAGCGCCGGCUCUCGAUCUGGGACAUUCCCCGCAUUCCGCUUCACCAGGCGUACUGGCACCCAUUCUUCAAUUACAAAUGUGGACGAGAGAGACAUUGUGGGAAGGGACCACCCUAUCGCCAUGGUGUCGUUCGCGGGUACCUCAUCUUCCCCGGACAAGUAUUGUGAGUCUGCAUCGGGCACGCUUGUGAAGGUUGACCCUGUGGCUGUUUGA